Molecule: messenger RNA, 963 nt
Organism: Erigeron canadensis
Lineage: Eukaryota; Viridiplantae; Streptophyta; Magnoliopsida; Asterales; Asteraceae
Product: sec14 cytosolic factor-like
Exons: 6
Coding region: 113-847 (244 amino acids)
Source: RefSeq, a predicted model, not a curated record
UCUACUCAUCUCUGUCGUUGAUCAUUUUUGCCUGCUCAAUUUUCUUAUUUGACGUCUCUAUAUAUAACUCAUAUAUCUAUUUUUCCAUUCCCAAAAUCCCCAAAAAAACAAAAUGGACCAAGAUGAUCAACUACUCAAACUGACCCAGAUGAAAAAACUUGUUCAGAAACUUGGGUGUUCAACUGAGAAAUAUGGAGACCCUACUUUAGUGAGAUUCUUGAUUGCAAGAUCCAUGGAUCCAAAUAAGGCUGCAAAGAUGUUUGUUUCUUGGCAAAAAUGGAGAACUUCUUUUGUUCCAUUGGGUUAUAUUCCUGAUUCACAAGUAGUUGAUCAACUUGCUGACAAAAAGAUUUACUUACAAGGUUUAUGUAAAGAUGGAUACCCUGUUAUGAUUGUUAAAGCUAGCAACCAUUAUCCUGCUAAAGAUCAGCUACAAUUCAAGAGAUUCAUUGCUCAUCUGCUUGACAAAACAAUUGCAAGCGGCUUUAAAGGAAAAGAAAUAGGAAAUGAGAAGCUGGUUGGUGUUCUUGAUUUAGAUCAAUUAGCUUACAAAAAUGUUGAUGCCCGUGGAUUAAUAACUGGAUUUCAGUUUUUACAGGCAUAUUACCCGGAGAGGUUAGCAAAAUGUUACAUCCUAAAUAUGCCGUGGUUUUUUGUGAGUGUUUGGAAGAUGGUUUCCCGAUUUCUGGACAAAGCGACUUUAGAGAAGAUUUUAAUAGUAAGUGACGAGGAAGGAAAAAGCCAGUUUGUUAGAGAAGUUGGAGAAGAUGUUUUACCGGAAGAAUUUGGUGGGAAGGCAAAACUUGUUGCACUUCAAGACGUCGUACUUCCCCCAUUGGAGGAUUAACCAUAACUAAAACUAAACUAUUGCUUACUCUUACAGAGUUGACAAUGAUAUCUAAUGACUUUAUGUAACCGUUUCCCAUUAAUAUAUAAAAUUUAUAAUCAAGUCAAUUUCUUCAA